CCACUCGCCGCGCCGCAGAGCCGGGAAGGCUGGCCGUCCCUCCGUCCGUCCGUCCGUCGGCCGAGCGGAAGUGAUGGUUCGUGGAUGAGAGUGUCUGCCUGCUUCGGUCAGUUCCAUGAAGGCCUCAGGAGGGUUGGGCGCUCCCUUGCAACGCAAAGGGAGAGUCCACAGGAUCAAAGCCACGGCUUCUUUUGUGGACGAAUCGCUCUUCGGUAACCAAGGAAAACACCAACCUUCUGGCCAGGAGUUUGAACCACCCUGGAAGGAGGCCAAAGCUCAUAGUCAAAGACCCCUGCUAUGGAGUCCGGAGACCAGGCAGGUGGAUUCCGGUCCUUUGAAAUCCCCCCAGUCGGUCAGCACUCCAAGGAAGAGGAAUAAAUACAGGUUGAAAAGCCACACGCCAUCCUACUGCGACGAGACUCUCUUUGGGUCCAAGCCGGGAGGACACGAAUGGACAGCCUCCUGGGCCACCAGAGAAGAUGUGGCUAAACUCCGCCCUUUGCUCUGGACUCCGCCUUCGGCUCCAAGAGACCGGCCAGUCCUUUUCCACCGUCCACCGAAGGAAGUGGUGACCUCCACGGGGACGGACAGAUUUGAAGUCAACCACAAACCAGGAACCUCUUUUUGGAAGCCACCUGACAACUCUUCAGACGUGGCCACCCAAUUCAUGAGAAGGCCACGUUCCCAGUCUCUCACCAGACUGUACGAGACUUCUGAUCGAUUUCCCCCAGCUAGGUCCAAUAAACAGCAGGACCAACGUACGGCCACUGCUUCUUCGGGAGCACUUCUCACUUCCCGUUCGAAAGGGUUGCCCAGUUCAUCUGCUCGGACAACAAGUUCACGUCCAGGGAAACCUCCUUGGAGGUAGAACAGCCCAACUAUAAAAUGACAAUGUCGACAGCAUAUAAAGAGAAUUUGUAUAAGAUGUUUUACAGGUGGCAUUUACUCCCGACGAGGAUAGCCAGAAUGUUCAAGAAUAAAUCGGAGAAAUGUUGGAAGUGUCAUCAAACUCCAGGAUCGUAUUACCAUAUGUGGUGGACAUGCGUGGAAGCAAGGAGAUUUUGGACUAAGAUACACACGUGGUUGGAAAAAAUGACAGAGAGACAUAUUGACCUUAAACCAGAGAUAUUUUUCUUAGGGAUUUUACCAGAGACAUUUAAUAAAGGAUUACAAUACUUAAUUGUGAACAUUUUAACAGCGGCUAGAAUUGUAUUUGCUAAAAACUGGAAAGGAGAGAAGAUCAUUACUGAUGAAGAAAUUAUUAAGAAAAUGUUGGACUGUGCUGAAAUGGGUAGAUUGACAUUUGAAAUAAGAGAACAGGAAGAUAAACAAUAUUAUUUGAUAUGGGAGAUAUUUUAUCAAUGGUUUGACAAUAAAGUAUGGAGAUGAGAUAGCAUAUAUGAAAUGAAAUUUCGAUGAAAUGUUUAAAUAUUUAUCGUCUGUAAAGAAUAAUUGUCGUAUGAUGAGAUUUGGAAAAUUGCAAGCACGAAAUUAUUUUAACCGAUCGAGAUGCUGUCUAUAAUUGUUUGUAAGGAUGAUAUUUUUAUGUUGUUUUUUAUUUUAAUUUAAAAUAAAACUUUUUUCAAA
Messenger RNA from Pantherophis guttatus, 1587 nucleotides. It is a transcript of the gene RITA1, whose product is annotated as RBPJ interacting and tubulin associated 1. The record is from RefSeq and is a predicted model, not a curated record. Gene Ontology annotation, biological process: Notch signaling pathway; negative regulation of Notch signaling pathway; nuclear export. Gene Ontology annotation, molecular function: tubulin binding. Gene Ontology annotation, cellular component: nucleus; cytoplasm. Lineage: Eukaryota; Metazoa; Chordata; Lepidosauria; Squamata; Colubridae.